UGACUGACAGAGAGAUGAGGGGUGGGGACGCAGGGUGGGGUCACAAGCAGGGAGAGGCGGAGGAGGAAAAGGCAGAGAGAGAGAGCCCAGCCCUUGAAUAUACGGCAACAACACACCGACAGAGAGAGAGGCAGAGACAGAGAGACUGGCUGUUUUUUGGGGGGAGCAAAGGGAGCCUUCGACGCUGCGGAUAUGAACUGAAAAGAAACACUGGAAGAGGCAGGGAUCGUGGUUCUAUAUCCCGAAAAUUUAGUGCAAAGGUGGUAAACUAGUCCCCCUAAACCCUCCUCUCUCCCUAACAGUUCUUAUUGAGAUAAGAGCUACACCCAAAGCCCUGAGAGACCCCCUGCUGCUCGUGCUGCUCCACCCCUCCGCUGCUGCACCGCUCCGGCAAUCGAGAUGCACACGGAGACCCGUAACAAGAAAUGCCAGUCUAGUCCUAAGCAGAAGAAAAGUGCUGUUGGCGCUCGGAAGAAGCAGAGGAGCCCGGCCAAGCAGAGCCCCCUGACCCAACAACAACAACUGCGGCCAUCAUCAUCACCUCUGCCACCUGCAGCCCGGGAAGAGGAGGAGAAAGAGGAGGAGCCGGCGACCCAACCUCAGCCACCAAAGGAGGAGGAGGAGGAAUCAGGCAAGGAGGAACGAGAGGAAGUGCUGACAAAGUCUGUGAAGAAGAAGAAGGAAGGACAGCGGGACGAGAAGGAGGAAGAAGAGGGCAAGACAGACAUGCCCUCUGUGCAGAUCAAACCAGAGCCAGAGGAGAUGGAGUGCACGCAGCCAGGUGCCAACUUCCCACAGCCAACAGACCUGAAGGUGAAGAAGGAGCCGCUAGUUUGCAAGACAGAACCCUCUUCGCCCCAGCCGUGCCCCGCUGAGGACCAGAUGGAACCCGUUGACUUGUCUCUUAACAAACCCCGCGUCUUUUCGCUCACUGCCUCUACAGCAAGCAGCACAGUCAACCCUGCACCCAGCAGUGCCGUGACCCAACCCGGCCUGCCAGCCACACCUGUCCCCUCCACGGUACAAUCGAUAGGGUCCAUGGUACUCUCUCCAGGCUCUAUCUUAGCCACGCAGGGUGCUGGGGGACAGCAGAUCCUCCACGUCAUACAUACAAUCCCCUCAGUCAGCAUGCCCAGCAAGGUGGGCCAGCUGCAAACCAUCCCCGUGGUGGUGCAGUCGCUCCCUGUUGUCUACACCACAAUGUCUACUGAUGGCGUUGCCACAGCAGCCAUUACAGUGCCGCUCAUAGGCAGUGACGGUCGCUCAGAAGGCUCAGUUCGUAUUAAGCCAGGUUCUACGUCUCCAGUGGAGUAUCAGAGUGACAGCGAUGCAGAGAGCGGUACAGAGUCCGGAUCAGCCUCUCUCAGUGCCCAGAGCCUUGAUGCAGGAUCGGUGAUGGACUUGGAGCCUGUUGAUCCAGAUUCACCAGACAUCAAGAGGAGGCGAAUCCACAUGUGUGACUAUGAAGGCUGUAAAAAAGUUUACACCAAAAGUUCCCACCUAAAAGCCCACAGGAGGAUACACACAGGAGAGAAGCCUUACCACUGUACCUGGGAGGGCUGCACCUGGCGCUUCGCCCGUUCCGACGAGCUGACCCGACACUUCCGCAAGCACACGGGAAUCAAACCUUUCCGCUGCACUGAGUGCGACCGCUCCUUUUCCCGGUCUGACCACCUUUCCCUGCACCGCCGCCGCCAUGUCAUGAUGUGAACUCUGACCUCCCUACUCCCACAAUUCCCUGUCAACCUCCCCUACACACUAACCUUAUCCCCUGAUGUCACAAAGUCCCUCCCAGCACAUCUUGUACCAGUGCUCCCCCCACCCCACAAAUACUUCUGCUAGUUCCUGUUUUAAUCCUCACCUCACUGACCCAUCCCCUGACAAGAUUUUAAGCCUCAUCAGCAGAUAGACUAAGACGCUGUACCUCCCACCUCCUCUUCAUCUGGAAAUUGCAGGAGCAUCAGGAAUGUGUGUGUACUGUGGAGAUCAGAUGAUUUUUACUGUCAUCAUUGUCAUCAUCGUCACCGUCCACCCAGCACCCCUCCAGCUUCAAAACAGCCCCCCACUGCCAUCCUCAACCCCACCUGUCACAUAAUUCAUCUCCUUUUCAGAAAGAGAAGGGCGCACUGAAGGGCAUCCAACAGCAGGGACGUUCAUCCAUCCAUUCAUCUAUCAUGUGCAUCCAUCCAGUCAUUCAAAGGAAAGGAUGAAGAGGAGAAGACAAGAAGAGGAAUGUGUGUACUAUUUGUAAACUAACAUGAGGAAUCUUAAAAGUAAUGUCUCUCCAGCUGCUUUUCUUUUAUACAAUUUUAAUUCUGUACAUAUUCAGGGUUGGGAAGUUAUGUGAAGCCUAAAUUUGAUAUUUUAUGGAUUUUUGGAAGCAAAGGUUAUUCUCCAGAAUGUCUCAAAUAGCCCGUUUUUCUAGGAACUUGUCAGGAACCUAUAAACGUCACCCUAACCUUACUAUUGUGAUUGGGAAUCCAGUGAACAAGACAAGUUCUCCAACCUAUAUGACCCAUAUGCCUGUUUGUCCCUUCGCUCAUAGGGGCCACAGGGGCGUCUCAUUAAGUAGAGCUCCUGCAGUCGUGUGAGGAACUGCAGCAAUUCUGCCAACAUUAAUGACAACGUACAUUGGCACUACCAAGCUUUACAGACCUUUGUCACCAUGCAAACAGCCACAAACAUGAUGGUUAGCUAGCCUGCUAGCUACUGGAACUCUGUAGUCUUGGUAAUUGUCAUUAUGCUGUUAUUAUUAUGAAACAUCACGGUUUGGUUUAGGCCCGAAAACUACUUGGUUACAUUUAGGGAGAAAAAACUACUUGGUCUUGUUUAAAAGCAAAACCACGCUGGUACAUUUAGAAGCAGAAACACAAGCCACACACUGGAAUUGAGCUUCCUAAGGGAACGUUCUGUGUUUUGUGGACCUAGCCAACACAGACCUUGUGUCUCUACAUAACGUGUCAUGUCACUUCUUUCCUCAUGUCAUAAUCAGGUUGCUAGAUGCCCAUAUAAAAUAACCAAAACUCAGUUGGAUUAUAUUGUUUUUUUAAAAACAGCUUUUGGAUAAAAUAUUUACAAAAUGCAGUUGAUUUUAAAGGUAAAGGCUUCCCACCUCUGUGUAUAUGAAUCUGUGUGUGCAUACAGUGAGCUUGUUCACAGCAGCUGGAGCAACAUCAAGUACAUCUUUCCUCUUCAGUAAACAUGUCUGAUGUAUUGGAGGCUGAGAAAAUCUAAAAGCAAUUUUAUUUUGUCCCGAUACCCUUUUUUCACCUUGCAUCCUCCCCCAUGGCCUCAUCCUCACCCUGUCCACUGGUACAUGGGGCUACAAGACUGUGAACUUUCUGAAGAUUGAUUUGUUUUCAUUGUAUCAAUUACAUUAUUGUCGUUUACGAGUCCUCCCCCUUGCACACACCUUUAUGACUCUUCUUUGAACAGUAUUUACUUUUUAUGCGUUAUUGAUGUUGUAGUUUUCGAAACAGGGCCUUCGGUUCUAUCUUUUUUUAUUUCUUUGCCAGGUUUGGCGCUCGUAACAGAAUGGCACCCUUUUUUAAAAUACUGGUUUCAGAUCCCUUUGUUGUGUUCUGAGGCUGUGAAAAAGACAGAGAAAACGCAAAUAGUUUGAGAUUACAAGCAAAAUACAGGGAACAGGGGAGCUUUUCAGAGUGUGUGAUUUUUGCGUGUGUUGUUCUUGCGUGGGUGUCUGUGGAUGCGUGCAUGUUUUGAGACAAACACAUAAUCAGAAUUUAAGAUUUUUACGAGUGUGUUCCGGGCACUUGUUGUUCUUUUACCUCUUGCCCGUCGAGCCUUAAUAACUGAAGUCAAUCUCUAAGGGCGACACCAGAACCACUGACAGACAACAUUUGGCCAAAGAUCAUCUACGAGUCUCUGGUUUUUGAAACGUAACACUGUUUUCCAGUGAGAUCCCAAUCUUUGUUGUCUGCUUGUUUUUCACUGCUUUCAGUGGGAAGAAUGUUCCUCACAGCGAUGAGAGCUUAGCAUGUUAGUUUUUUUCAGUUCAGAACAAAGAAGUGAGACGGUGCUGCAUGCAGAGCUUUUUAAAACUUCCCAUUUUAACUGGGAGAAAAAAAAACUGCCCCGUAAUCACAUGAGGCUUCUACUGUAAAUUGUGAGCUAUCUGGGAGAUAAUGGAGGAAAUCUGCUUGAUUGCUUUAGUGGCACAAAUAUGAAGAGGGAAGGUUUCCUCCAACACGAGCAGAUUGAAGGCUUUUAGAGAGAAUACUUUAUUUCUUUUCUAAAGUUAAGUAAAGCCUCAGAACUUUAAUUUACAUCUAAAUUAAUGGAUUAUGUGAAAUGCGGACUUGAUUUUGAACAUUUAGAGCAGUUAUCACCGUUAAAGUGCUACCUGCAGCAUGUCAAACAGAUCAUCCUGGCACAGCAGAAAGCACUGUGAACACCUCCUGUCUGCCAUUUUUAGCCUUCACAACGAAACAUCCAACAAUAUAAAAAGCCAUUUGCAAUCCAAUUUUACGACUUUACAAAAUCCUCAGAACAUCAGAACUGUGGAGCCAAU
Molecule: messenger RNA, 4531 nt
Organism: Monopterus albus (swamp eel)
Lineage: Eukaryota; Metazoa; Chordata; Actinopteri; Synbranchiformes; Synbranchidae
Gene: klf8
Product: Kruppel like factor 8
Exons: 7
Coding region: 400-1710 (436 amino acids)
Biological process (GO): regulation of transcription by RNA polymerase II
Molecular function (GO): DNA-binding transcription factor activity, RNA polymerase II-specific; RNA polymerase II cis-regulatory region sequence-specific DNA binding
Source: RefSeq, a predicted model, not a curated record